This is a messenger RNA of Ilyonectria robusta, 1770 nucleotides long. RefSeq names its product Alpha/Beta hydrolase protein. The transcript has 5 exons. The record is from RefSeq and is a predicted model, not a curated record. The coding region runs from base 1 to 1770 and encodes 589 amino acids. NCBI's taxonomy places the organism in Eukaryota, Fungi, Ascomycota, Sordariomycetes, Hypocreales, Nectriaceae. Gene Ontology annotation, molecular function: dipeptidyl-peptidase activity.
AUGGCCGAAAAUAAGUUCCUCGAGGUUGACAGGGAUAACUUUCCCUACAUUUUCCUGAAGAAUGUAGACAUCCCACUCAAGACAUAUGAAACGGGUUUGCUGCGGUGCAACGUCUUCCUCCCCAAUGAUGCCGCUCCGUAUGGAGGCAAUAAGUAUCCGGUUGUUGCCACCUACGGCCCAUAUGGCAAGGAUGUGCCUUAUGGUAUUUUCUUCAAGAAAAGCUGGGAGCAAGUGAACCCGGACAUGAAGUCUGCACAUGCUGCUUGGGAGACACCUGACCCGGCCUUCUGGACUGGUAAGGGAUACAUCGUUGUCAGGGUCGAUGAGAGAGGCGCCGGCCAAAGUCCCGGUCUACUUGAUACUAUGUCCCGUGGCACUAGCGAGGCAUUCUUUGAUGUCGUUGAGUGGGCGGCCGAGCAAGAGUGGUCUUCGGGCAAGGUUGGCCUCCUCGGCAUCAGUUACUUCGCUGGCACCCAGUGGCGAGUAGCGGCACGCAAGCCGAAAGGGUUAGCCGCUAUCAUUCCUUGGGAGGGGAUGAGCGACUAUUAUCGCGAUAGAGUGCGCCAUGGAGGCAUUCUUUCAGAUCGGUUCAUCAAAUUCUGGUGGACCAACGCUGUUGAUACCAAUCAGUAUGGUAAACCGGGUCGAGCUGCUCGGCAAUGGGGUGACGAUACUCUCGAGGGAGAUCUAGACGAAGAGACUCUCUUGAAGAAUCGGCAAAACCAGACAGUAGACACAGCAGUGCACAAAUACCGUGACGAGGACUAUUACAAGACAAGGGACUUUGAUAUUGCAUCUAUUCAGACGCCUCUCCUUAGCAUUGCUAACUGGGGUGGGAUUCUCCUUCACCUACGCGGUAAUGUGCUCGGCUGGAUGCGUGCCAGCUCCCAGUAUAAGUUCCUCCAUUUCAUCGUUGGGAGACACGAUCUCCCAUUUUACUAUCCCGAGUCGGCUGAGUUGCAGCUGUCAUUUUUCAACGCCUUCCUGAAAGACAAUGACAAAGACGGCUGGAAGACCGGAAAGCAGCCUCGUGUUAGACUUACUCUACGCAAAGGUGAGGCUGGCGUCGACGACCCGGAGCGUGAGCGAGGUUUCCCAAAACGAGACGAGGUAGACUGGCCGUUGCCCGGAACUGAAUACACCAAGUUCUUCCUCAAGCCUGACAGUAAGCUUGAUACAAAGCCAUCUGACGAGCUAGGUAGUAUUGGCUACGAUGCACUGAAAGGCGAGCCAAUCACCUUCAAAUACACCACUCCGUCCACUUUAGAGAUCACAGGCCACAUCGUCGCCCAUUUGACAGUGUCGGCUUCUCGCAAAUCCUCCACGUCACCAGUACCAUCAGAUAUUGACCUUUUCGUCACGCUUCGCAAGCUGAACCGCCAAGGCAACGAGGUCUUCUACACGGGCACCAUGGGAGAUCCUGUUCCCAUAGUAAAGGGCUGGCUGCGAGUGUCUCUUCGAAAGGUGGACGCCGACAACGAGUUUCACAAGGACUUUAUUCCCCACCGCAACUACUAUAGCAGCGAUGUGCAACCUGUGGAGGAGAACCAGAAGUACGAGGUCGAUGUUGAAGUUUGGCCGACUAAUGUUGUGCUUGAGCCUCAAGAGACCCUCGUCCUAGAGAUCGCGGGUCAUGACACGCAAGGCGUGGGUAAUUUCUCUCAUGACCACGAGGAUGAUCGCAAUCCCAAAGUUUUCGAUGGCAACAAUACUCUCCACGUCGGGAAGGAUGCUAGCUGGCUUACCCUUCCUAUCACCAAUUCUAAAUAG